ACCGGAAGUUACAGAGCAACUGAAACUGUUAUGACUCUUUGAAUAGGCAGCAGCUGAAAGUGCCUCAAACAUCAACAAAAUACGUCAGAAACUACAAAACUGCAGUCAUCACCGAAGGGAAGACAAACCUCAUGCAGUUUUCCCGCAGGUGGAGGUUUGGUUGGGGCAGGUUCAGUGAGAUAGACCUCUUCACAGAUCGCCAUGAAAACAAUGCAGAGACUCUCAGCCAGGCCAUCAGAGCUGCAGCGUCUGAGGAGCCCGAUGCAGACGGCAGCGUGCUGUUCGGCCAGCUAAAGGGAACCGUGGUCGGCCUGAGAUAUUACUCAGGCGUGGUGAACCGAGGGGAGAUGGUUGGUUUAGUGCGGCAGCCUCAGAAUCCAUAUGACCGCAACGCCGUGAUGGUUGCCAACAUUUACGGAAAUCAAGUGGGACACAUCAAGAAGGAGCUGGCAGCAGCAAUGGCUUAUGUCAUGGACAACAACUUAGCUAAAGUAGAAGGGGUGGUGUACUGUGGGACGAAAAACACCUACACCAUGCCAGUGAUGCUGUCCUUCUGGGGAAAAGAAGAGAAUAAAAAUUCUGUACUGGAACAUAUGACACGGCGAGGAUACAAGCUGAAUACAGAGGGAAGCAUCCUGAAAGGCGCAAAUCAGCAGUGGUCUACUAGUCAAGCUGCUUAUGCAUUUUCAUCUAAAAAAGGUGUGACCAUCCCACUAAGUGCAGAGGAGCUAAAGAAUGCAUUUGAUAACCUGUUUGAAGGGUUGAUGGAGAGUAGGGAUGGAGAGAAAGAAGCUGUUGAGGCUGUGGCUACUCCCCUCCUGCUCCAUCAGAAGCAGGCGCUGUCCUGGAUGUGCGCUCGAGAAAACAAAGCUGCUCUUCCACCAUUCUGGGAGAAGAGAGGCGAGCUCUACUACAACACCCUCACGUGUUUUUCUGCCAAAGAGAUACCGGAGAGGGUUCGUGGAGGGAUACUGGCAGAUGACAUGGGGCUGGGUAAAACUCUCACAGUAAUUGCACUGAUUCUCACCAACUUUCACAAAGGAAAGCCACUGCCUGUGGAGAAAUGUGAGGGGCAGACUUCACCCAUUAAAGCUAAAACUGUACCACAAAUGGCCCUCAAACUGGAAGGAAGCAGCGUGGCAGGUGGAGCUGGAGUGAGUGGUGCAUCAGGGGGUUCUAACCUUACCCAGGGAGAGGUGAUCUGUGUUGAUACACUAGUGGAGGCAGCAGAUAAGGCAGAGAAAAGCAAGAGCAAAGAGAAGAUGAAAGCCACCAAGAGAAAACCAAAGGCCUCGGUGUUGUUCGAGGAUCUGGACUUUGCUGCAGCGCUGAGUGGCUCAACAUCUGACACAAGCUCAAAGAAGAAAAAAACAGACAAAAAGUCCAAUCUCAUGCAGAGCGUAGGUGCUGAAUCCUCCACCGCUGAGAGCACAGAUGACUUAUCAGCAAGAACAACUCUCAUCAUCUGCCCGCUCUCUGUGCUCAGCAACUGGCUGGACCAAUUUGAGCAGCAUGUGGACCCUACCGUGAAGUUAAAUGUGUAUUUGUAUUAUGGUUCCGAGCGCAACAGGAGUAAAAAGUUUCUGUCCUCUCAAGAUGUGGUGAUCACCACGUACAAUGUCCUCUCUUCUGAUUUUGUGAAUAAGAGUCCCCUCCAUGAAAUCAGCUGGCUGAGGAUUGUGCUGGAUGAGGGACACAUCAUAAGAAACCCAAAUGCACAGAUGAGUAAGGCUGUACUUGGCCUGAAAGCUCAGAGACGUUGGAUUCUUUCAGGUACUCCUAUCCAGAACAGUGUGAAGGAUCUGUGGAUGCAGGUGGCUUUCCUGCGUCUGAAGCCCUUUGAUGUGAGAGAGUGGUGGAACCGAGUGAUCCAGAGACCUGUUACAUAUGGAGACAGGGCCGGCCUGCAGAGCCUUCAGACACUAGUGAAAUGCAUCACCCUGAGACGGACCAAGAACAGUGAGGUGAACGGGCGCCCUCUGGUGUCACUGCCUGAGAAGACAGUCUACAUGGAGCAAGUUGAGCUCAGCCCGCCAGAGAGGGAGGAGUACGAGCUGGCACGCACUGAAGGAAGAAAGACAAUUGGCAGAUAUGUUGCUGAAGGGACAGUCUUGAGGAAUUAUGCUGAUGUGCUUGCCAUUCUGAUGAGGCUCCGACAACACUGCUGCCACCCUGACCUGCUGGCAAAGACCUCUUCAGAUUUAGGGGGUGCAGCAACACCAGCAGAGCUGCGGGAGCGUCUUAUAGAAAAGCUGCGGUUGGUGCUGGCCAGCGGCUCUGAUGAGGAGUGCUCUGUGUGUCUGAAUUCGGUCCAGCUGCCCGUCAUUACACACUGUGCCCACGUAUACUGCCGGCCAUGCAUCGCCCAGGUCAUCAGCACUUCAGGAGAGGAGAUGGCGCGCUGUCCCCUGUGCCGAGGUGACAUCAAGACCAGUGAACUGGUGGAGUUUCCACAAGAAGAAAUGGAAGAAGACAAUAGUACAAACUCUGAGAGGUGGAGGACAAGCUCAAAGGUGCAAGCACUCAUGGGAAACCUGCUCAGGCUGCGAUGUGAAGACAGCAGCAUUAAGUGUUUGGUUGUUUCUCAGUUUACACGUUUCCUCACCAUCUUAGAGACUCCACUCAGAGAGCAUGGCUUCAGUUUUGUGCGUUUGGAUGGCACAAUGAACCAGAAGAAAAGGACCCAUGUCAUCCAGGAAUUUCAGAGCUCUGCGACCGGCAGCCCUGCCAUCAUGCUCCUGUCACUCAAAGCUGGAGGAGUGGGGCUUAACUUGACCGCUGCCUCUCAUGUUUUCCUCAUGGACCCUGCAUGGAACCCAGCUACUGAAGAGCAGUGUAUUGACCGCUGCCACCGUUUGGGCCAGAAGCGGAAAGUUGUUGUCACUAAGUUCAUUGUGAAGGAUUCCGUAGAGGAGAAAAUGGUGAAGAUCCAGAGGAAGAAGCAGGACCUGAUAGAGAAGGCAUUCGGUUCCACAAACACCGACAGGAAGACGACUCGCAUCGAUGACAUCCUAGCUCUGAUGGAACUGUAGCCGUGCGACGCUGAACUUGAACUGAUGUCAACACGAGUUACAAACAGUGAUUUGCAUUUGAACUGUAACCAUCCAUUUUUCUGUAUGUUUUUUAGGGCCAGGCAGAAUUUUUGUUGAUGCUAAAUAUGCUCGCAUUUUUUUAAGUCAGCAUUUUGAGACUAAUUUGCAGGGUGUACCACUUGGCAACCAUUCAUAUUAUUCAGCUGAGAUGUUUAGCAACUGCUAGUCUCGAUUUACAUGUUUUUACAAGUCAAUGACGUGCUGAUAAGUGGAAGUGGCUGAUAAAGAGAGUAAGGUUAACAGUUAACUGAGGCGAAAGUUGGACCAAUUACCUACCUUGUAGCAGUUUAACUUUUUGAGUUUUCACCAUGCAAAAUUUAACAGCCAUGAAGAUGUUCUGGAUGUUUUGAGUUUUUCUACAACUCUGAAUUAAAGAACAGCACAACACUGAUGUGGUACAUACAGCUU
Molecule: messenger RNA, 3500 nt
Organism: Archocentrus centrarchus (flier cichlid)
Lineage: Eukaryota; Metazoa; Chordata; Actinopteri; Cichliformes; Cichlidae
Gene: hltf
Product: helicase-like transcription factor
Exons: 25
Coding region: 132-3032 (966 amino acids)
Biological process (GO): DNA repair
Cellular component (GO): nucleus
Molecular function (GO): ATP-dependent activity, acting on DNA; hydrolase activity, acting on acid anhydrides, in phosphorus-containing anhydrides; zinc ion binding
Source: RefSeq, a predicted model, not a curated record